AUAGUACUUCUCAACUGUGUAACAAAAGAAAAAGGAAAAACUCAAGUAGGCCGAAUUGUGCUGUUGACUCAGUAUAAUUUGAAGACGACCCAGAAAUCAUAAUUUAAAAUCGUACAUUUUUGAAUCUCGUGUUUUCAUCUCUAUUUGCUGGGCAGAAAGCCAAAAUACUGGACUGCCUGGUUCAGGGAUGGACGCCUAGCCAACCUGCUGACUUGGAACUCCAGAACCAUGGCAACGAAGGAGUCGGGAGAUGCCAAAGCUCAGUUGAUCCUCUCCUCGUCAGGCAAUCAGAGCAAGGAAGUGCCUGAAAAACCAAACUAUGCUCUCAAGUGUACUCUCGUGGGACAUACGGAAGCGAUAUCAUCAGUUAAGUUUAGUCCUAAUGGAGAAUGGCUAGCAAGUUCUUCUGCUGAUAAGCGAAUCAUAAUUUGGGGAGCAUAUGAUGGAAAAUACGAGAAAACGUUAUAUGGUCAUAAUCUGGAAAUAUCAGAUGUUGCCUGGUCUUCAGAUUCCAGUCGUCUUGUUUCUGCUUCAGAUGAUAAAACUCUGAAGAUAUGGGAUGUGAGGUCCGGAAAAUGUUUGAAAACACUGAAAGGGCACAGUAAUUAUGUCUUUUGCUGUAACUUCAAUCCGCCCUCCAACCUUAUCAUUUCAGGAUCUUUUGAUGAGAGUGUGAAAAUAUGGGAGGUGAAAACAGGAACGUGCCUCAAGACUUUGUCUGGGCAUUCUGACCCAGUUUCUGCUGUUAAUUUUAAUUGUAAUGGGUCCUUGAUAGUAUCAGGUAGCUACGAUGGUCUCUGUAGAAUCUGGGAUGCUGCAUCAGGUCAGUGUUUGAAAACACUUGUUGAUGAUGAUAACCCUCCUGUGUCUUUUGUAAAUUUUUCUCCAAAUGGUAAAUAUAUCCUCACUGCAACUUUGGACAAUACUCUUAAACUGUGGGAUUAUAGCAGAGGCAGAUGCCUGAAGACAUACACUGGUCAUAAGAAUGAGAAAUACUGCAUAUUUGCCAAUUUUUCAGUAACUGGUGGGAAGUGGAUUGUGUCUGGUUCGGAGGAUAACUUGAUUUAUAUUUGGAACCUUCAGACUAAAGAAAUUGUACAAAAAUUACAAGGUCAUACAGAUGUUGUGAUCUCAGCAGCUUGUCAUCCCACAGAAAACAUAAUAGCAUCUGCAGCAUUAGAAAAUGACAAAACAAUUAAACUGUGGCUGAGUAACUACUAAUUCCUUUAGAGAUCAAGUUGUAGAGCCAAACUGGCAAAGAACUUAGAUAUUUUAAAAGAUGGUUUCUUUUAAUUUUAGCAUGAUCUUGUAUUUCAUUUUAAAAUUAUCUUCACCUGUAAGAUUUUGAGACUUCCAACCUACAUUUACAAAAUGAGACAGCUGGAAAAUCACAACUAGAACUUAGAGCUGCUUCUAAUCUUUUUCAUUUAUUUUUUAAAAUUAUUUUUU
Carlito syrichta (Philippine tarsier) is the source of this 1449-nucleotide messenger RNA. It is a transcript of the gene WDR5B, whose product is annotated as WD repeat domain 5B. The transcript has a single exon. NCBI's taxonomy places the organism in Eukaryota, Metazoa, Chordata, Mammalia, Primates, Tarsiidae. The coding region runs from base 229 to 1221 and encodes 330 amino acids. The record is from RefSeq and is a predicted model, not a curated record. Gene Ontology annotation, molecular function: histone binding. Gene Ontology annotation, cellular component: Set1C/COMPASS complex.